CUUCAAAUAAAAUUUGGAUAUUGCAGAUAUAAGUUAUCCUUUCUCACUUUUUGUGGCUGCUUGGUCUUUCUAUGAAUUUUAGGUUUAUCUUUUUUGAAAAUCUGGAUUGGUUUUUUAGUGCCUUGUUUUGGGCAUUUUGAUAUCUGGCUGAGUAGCUGAUCCAUUGAUUGCCUUAGGAGAGAGGAUGAUGCAAAAGAAUAUUUUGUGAAGUAUAAAGAGCUCUCCUAUGAUGAAUGUUAUUGGGAGUCUGAAUCAGAUAUAGCUGCUUUUCAACCUGAAAUUGAAAGAUUUAAGAAAAUCCAGUCCAGGUCUCACAGAGCUUCUGAUAGUGAGCAGAAGAGCACUGUUCGAGAAGCUGCUGUCUUUAAGUAUCGGUCAAAAAAAUUUCAACAGUUUGAACAUAGUCCAGAAUUUCUUUCUGGAGGCUCACUGCAUCCAUAUCAGCUUGAGGGGCUGAACUUCUUACAUUUCUCUUGGUCCAAACAAACUCAUGUUAUACUUGCUGGUGAGAUGGGUCUUGGGUAUUGCUUUUUUGGCAUCUCUUUUUGAAGAGAAUUUCUAUCCUCAUUUGAUAGUGGCACCACUUUCCACCUUACGGAACUGGGAACGAGAAUUUGCAACUUGGGCACCUCAAAUGAAUGUUGUUAUGUAUGUUGGCUCUGCCCAAGCUCGUGCAGUUAUUAUGGAAUAUGAGUUUUAUUAUCCCAAAAAUAAUAAGAAGAUCAAGAAUAGGAAAUCAGGUCAAGUAGUUGGUGAAAGCAAACAGGAUAGGAUAAAAUUUGAUGUCCUCUUAACAUCAUAUGAGAUGAUUAAAUUGGACACAACAUCACUGAAGCCAAUAAAGUGGGAGUGCAUGAUUGUAGAUGAAGGCCAUCAGCUCAAAAAUAAGGAUUCCAAGUUGUUUCUUUCACUGAAGCAGUAUACAAGUAACCAUCGUGUGCUUUUAACACAAACCCUUCUUCAGAACAAUCUGGAUGAACUUUUCAUGCUCAUGCAUUUCCUUGAUUCGGGGAAGGUCAGUUUGGAAGUUUAGAGGAGUUUCAGGAAGAAUUUAAGGAUAUCAGUCAAGAGGAGCAGAUUUCUCGGCUUCAUAAGAUGUUGGCCACACAUCUCCUGAGAAGGGUGAAGAAAGACGUGAUGAAAGAGCUCCCUCCAAAGAAAGAACUCAUUUUACAUGUUGAAUUGAGUAACAAGCAGAAGGAAUAUUACAAGGCCAUUUUGACACGUAACUACCAAAUUCUUACCCGACAUGGAGGUCCACAAAUUUCUCUUAUUAAUGUGGUUAUGGAGUUGCGGAAGCUUUGUUGUCAUCCUUAUAUUUUAGAGGGGGUUGACCCAGAGAUUGAAGAUACAAAAGAAGCUUACAAACAGUUCCUGGAAUCUUCUGGGAAGUUGCAACUGUUUGACAAAAUGAUGGUAAAGCUUAAGGAACAAGGACAUAGAGUUCUUAUAUAUUCACAAUUCCAACACAUGUUGGACUUGUUAGAAGAUUACUGCUCUUAAAAGAACUGUCUUGGCUGGUGAGGAAUGGCUGCGGGGACAAAAUAAAAAAUCUUGAUAUAACAUGGGUUUCCUGUCUUGACUGCUAUCAUAGUAUCAUAGGCUUUGCCUGGUUUAUGCUUUGUAUUUGUUCUUGUGCAGCUUCAGAAGAAAUAUCAGCAGCUGCUUGUGAUGAUGAUGCAGAUUGAUUGGAGUUGGCUCCGCUUUACAAUGAGAUGUGCAAGUUAGUGGAUGAUAAUGUUAAGGAAUCAGUUCAGACAAAUCUCAAGUUGAAGAAGAACAUCCAGCCACUGGAGUGGAUUAGUGCCGAUAUUACUCGACUUCUCUCUUCCUCGAAGCCCAACCCUCAUACGUCAGAGCAGCCUGUAGUUAAUGCAGAUGCACAAUCACAAGCUGAAUCACAGAAUACUGUGUCAGGAACGAGUUCAAUACCUCCCCAACAAAAUGACAGCAAGCUGGAUACUGUGGCUGAUAUUGAUAUGAAAGAUCCGGGCGCAGAAUCUAAAUCAGAAAAGGCUGCUGUGGCGGUAGAUGUUCCAGUGGACGACUUAGCAGGAGAAAAAGAAACACUAAAGGAUUGUGUUAAGGUAGAUGACUCAGAUUCAGACCCGAAUCCAACCAAAUCACUCGGCUUCUACAGAUUUGCCCCAGAUGGAGCCACAAGUGAAUGAUGCGAGCACCAAAACUGAUACUGAGGCUGUGGUUGAUGGGAGCAUCGCGCACAGAGAAAUCUGAAAUAAGGGUCAUUGUUUUAGGCGAUGAAUGGACACAAACAUUUUACUAAUCCAAAACAUUUAAGAGUUAGCUCCGAAGGGUUUUCAGUUAUCUGUAAACAGAGAAACAAACGGGAAACUUUGAAAGCAUCAAUCCAUUAAUAACAUUAUAAAGUUGCUUUCAUUUU
This is a messenger RNA of Rubroshorea leprosula, 2401 nucleotides long. NCBI's taxonomy places the organism in Eukaryota, Viridiplantae, Streptophyta, Magnoliopsida, Malvales, Dipterocarpaceae. The record is from the annotation of a GenBank genome assembly.